AAGCCGGUAACCCUCCAUCCAAUUCGCUUAUUGGAAUUAUAAUUCAGUCUAUUAUUGGUAAAUUUGUUCUAAAAUAUCCGAUCAUGUUAAGAAAUAAAUAAGAAUUAAUAUUUGAAAUUGAAUAGAUUUUUUAUAAAUACAACGCCAUCAUUUAAAGAUGGAUUGGUCAGCUGUUAGUAAUCAUUUUAAACAAACUUGGCUUACGACUUUAAUGAGUUGUAUAUUAUUUAGUGGAGUUACUUAUUUUUUAGUUUGGGCUGAGGGUCAUGCAAUUCAAAACAACCUAAUGUUAGAAGAGCUUGUAUCAGCAGCAGAGACUAUUGAUGUUCAUGCAAUUGAUGAUCCAAAGAGGUAUGAGGGUCAAGUUGUACAUGUUGUAGGUCCUAUAAGAAUAUUAGAGCCAAUAUCUGAACCGGAUUAUAAUAUACAAGUCCAAGCUGUCAAGCUCAGAAAACGAGUUCAAAUGUAUCAGUGGAUUGAAGAAACUACGGAAACAGAUAACUUUAUAAGCGAACAUGCAGACGAAUCACAGAAGACAUACUGGUACCGCAAGGACUGGAAGGAUUUCGUUGUUGAUUCUGCCCUGUUCUACAUCAGACCUGGUCACCACAAUCCAACAUCUAUGCCGAUGUUCAGUGAAACGCAUGUAGCGGAUAAUGUAAAGAUUGGAUGGAUGUUUUUAGGAGUGGAUGUAAAAAGAAAAGUGAAUGAUUAUUACGAAAUUUGGUCUGAUUCGAGGCCAGAAAGAAGUGAUAUUAAACUCCAUUCGGGAUUCUAUUAUCAUGGGAAUAGCGCAUUGGAUCAUGAAAUUGGUGAUUUACGAAUCCACUUCUCCUACGCGGGACGGGAGGACGAUAUUUAUACAGUUGUGGGAGUGGUAGAGGGUGGUACUCUCCAACCAUACAGUCCAACAAACUUUCCCUACGCGGAUCCCAUUUCGUUAUUACGAAAGGGCUCGUACAGCUUAAAGCAGCUCUACGGUCUUGAGAAGAAGGAUGCAAACACACACACAUGGAAAUAUAGAAUAUUGGGAUUCAUACAGGUUUUCGCAUCCGCUAUGACCUUGCAUCCGGAAUGGCUGACACUAUUUCUCCAAUGUAAGUUGGUCUCGAGUAACUUGCGACGUUGUACCCGGCUGUGGGUCAAUUUAGUUUUGUCUUUCUCGUACACACUGUUCGUCAUAUCCAUACCCUGGUUAUUUCACAAGGCGACGUUCGGGGCUCUGUUGUUAGGCGGUGCAGCGUUACCACUAAUACAUUAUUCGACUCUGUGGCGGGAUUCACGAAGGAACGAACGAGAGCUGUAUCGCUGACAAGGGCUGCACACGGCUUUGCCUGUUUUAGUGGAAAUGUGUACUAUGGCAUUGAUAUAUGCAUUUAUCGGGUAUUUUUGAUAUACUCGAGUUAAGUUCAGAUAAAUGUUAAACGAAACAUUUUGUAACUGUGACCUUAAUCGUUAAAACGUGAUUGGUAAUUUAUUUAUUGAGUUAACCAUAUCAUACAUUUUAUAGUCCUUCAUCUAUAAUGUAUGACAAUUGAGUAAAAAAAAACAAAAAUACAACCAAAACAUAUACAUGAUAAAAAUAAGCACACAAUAAAGUUGGAAGACAUUUUUGAUAAAGUAGAAAAAAAAGUAGAAAAAAAAAAUUAAAAAAAAAACUGCAAAAUAGCCAACUAGGUUCGAGAUACCCAACAAUGCGUUCUCUCCACCGACGCAUUUUAAUUCGUGUCAUCUGUAUGGUCUGUUACAACUGCCACACUUUUUAGGUCUGGACCUCAAAUGGGCUUAACAUGAUUUUUUAAUAGGAAGGUGAGUGAGCUUCGACACGAAGAUUUGCGUCUGGUUUCCUUGUUAAAAUAAAAAUAAAAUAUGUUUAUUAUGGAACAUUAGACACAAGUAUGACUUUAUUCCACGUCAAUAAAUUUUAAUCAGACGGCAAAGAAGACAGAGGAUGUAGAGAAAAAGCCGGCGUAAAAAACUCGCCACUCUUUUAAAAUAGCAAAUCAUCAAACAACACUAUUUUAAAACAAAUAUCGCAAAAUUAUUGAAGUAGCCUGUCCAGCACUAGUCCCAGGCCCUUUUAUCAACUAAAUAAUCAUUAACCUUGUA
This is a messenger RNA of Pieris brassicae (large cabbage white), 2109 nucleotides long. RefSeq names its product transmembrane protein 43 homolog (gene Tmem43). Gene Ontology annotation, cellular component: nuclear inner membrane. The coding region runs from base 158 to 1312 and encodes 384 amino acids. Gene Ontology annotation, biological process: nuclear membrane organization. Lineage: Eukaryota; Metazoa; Arthropoda; Insecta; Lepidoptera; Pieridae. The transcript has 8 exons. The record is from RefSeq and is a predicted model, not a curated record.